GAGGUAACAAAUCUCAAGGAUGCGAAACAGCUUUUGAUUCAGCAGAAAUUAGAGCUUCAAGGGAAAGUAGAUUCCUUGAAGGCAACCCUUGAACAGGAGAAGAGAAACCAGCAAAUGCUAAAAGAGCAGGUGAAAAAGGAAGAAGAUGAGCUGAAGAAAGAAUUUACUGAGAAGGAAGCUAAACUGCAUUCUGAAAUAAAAGAAAAAGAAAUAGGAAUGAAGAAGCAUGAAGAAAAUGAAGCUAAACUUACCAUGCAGAUUACAGCAUUAAAUGAAAACUUAGGCACUGUGAAGAAGGAGUGGCAGUCCAGUCAGCGGAGAGUCAGUGAGCUCGAGAAACAGACGGAUGACUUACGGGGUGAAAUUGCAGUAUUAGAAGCCACAGUUCAGAAUCAUCAGGAUGAAAGGAGAGCACUACUAGAAAGAUGUCUUAAAGGAGAAGGUGAAAUAGAAAAGCUUCAAACCAAAGUCCUAGAAUUGCAGAGAAAGCUGGAUAAUACCACUGCAGCAGUGCAGGAGCUGGGCAGAGAAAAUCAGUCCCUUCAAAUCAAACACACGCAAGCGUUAAAUAGGAAAUGGGCUGAAGACAAUGAAGUACAAAACUGUAUGGCCUGUGGGAAAGGCUUUUCAGUAACAGUGAGACGGCAUCACUGCAGACAGUGUGGAAAUAUCUUCUGUGCUGAGUGUUCAGCCAAAAAUGCCUUAACUCCUUCUUCCAAGAAGCCUGUUCGUGUCUGUGAUGCAUGUUUCAAUGACUUGCAAGGAUAAUGGGUUACCACAACGUUGGAGUAGUAUUACACUAACAUUAGAUUUUUAAUAAAUGCACUUAAUAGAGGUCUUGGACUACUAUUUGAUUUGGACAGUGGUUGCAAUAUUAGACCAACUUAGAAUUCAUAUAUUUUGGAAUGUUAUCAAUAUCAAGUAAAACUCUUCUAUUUUUGUGAGACUUGGGCUCAUCUUUCAUUACUUUUUUCCAUUUAACCCCUGGAACAGCUUUCAUGCCAAGUUUAGAAUUAGCCAAUGAAAUGUAAAUAAACUUUGGACAGAAAAUAGCAAUGUAUUUUUUUAAAUAUUAUUUCAUUGUUCACAAAUGACAUGAAUACACUUCCAUAGCUUACUUCUUUCUCCCAAAUUUAGUAUACAAAAAUGUACAUGGGUGAUAUAUGUUGCACAGUAGCACAUUAAUUAUAUUAAAUGCGCUUCGUGAAGUCAUGCACAGAACUAUAAAACUUUUUUUCCUUAUAUAUAGGUCCAUAGCUCAAUUGCAUUGUUAUGUUACAAAUUUACUGCUCAAGUGUUCUAAAUACAGUUUAUGUUGAAAUGUGUAUUAAUCAUGAAUUUGAACAUGGUUUUUGUUUUAACAAUAUUGAUUAAAUUCUCUUGGGUAGAUUUUAUGAAAACCUCUGUAAAAUCAGUUUGCUCACUUUAUGGUUAUCCUGGGGUUGUAUUUUAAAGAUUAGGGUUAAUUUUUCUUUUUCUUUGUCUUUUUCUAUCUCAUUUUUAAACUCUCACAUAUUCUCAAUUAAGAAUUCUAUAAAACUUCUCACCCUCACCCCCAGAUGGAGGAUGAAUAAUAGAAAUUGUAUAAUGGUUCUAGUCUCAAUUUCUUGCAAGUGGGAAGUUUUCUGAGAUUAGCCUUUAUAUUAUACCCUCAUAUUGUCUCUCCUGCAUCUUUGGGAAUCUGAGUUUGCUUUUUUAAUGGAUCUGUUUUUUCCCUUUUUUUGACUUAACCUGUCCAAGCAUAGCUCAGCUUCACUAUUGUUUUAUUAUUUUGCAUCUUAAAGCCAGUAACUGAUAUCGCUCUAGUCUUAUCUGUGAAAAUAAAUACAAACAGUAAGGAGACAUUAAAUAGUCUACUUUAUAUUUUCUUCUUACCUAAUAGGGAAACAUUUUUGAAAGUUGUGAACUUGACUUAAAUUUAAAAUAGUUGUGAAUUUGGGGUUCCAUAUCAGCUGGUAAAUCUUUUUACUUCGCAAAAAUACUGAUACGAAAUUACUUUGAAGUAACAGCUGGAGAGGAGAAUACCGCCAAAAACAAAUGUAUUUGGGAAUCCCAAAGUUAUUAUCAGAACUGAAAAUGGAAUGGCUAAUUAAGGAUAAUUAAAAGUUAGCUUAUUUGUUUGCUGAACAAUGGAAUUGAACUUUAAUUUAUCAUGGUCUUAUUAAUUUGGCAAAUUGGAAAACAUCUGUAGAGAGGUCAUUAAUAUUGGUUUAUUCUUUCUAGAGAAAAAAAUAUAAGGUUAUCCAUUUGUGCAGUGUAAUCAUUUGGUAAUAGUAGCAGGGAAGGAUGGGACUUAAUAUUUCAUUUGCAAUGGUUUAUCAUACACACUUGCUUUCAGAUAUCAUGCUGAAAUAAAGUUAUGUUUAUGCUUUACCUGUAACAUCUAUGAACUAAAAGAGAUUGUCGUAUAUUCAUUUAAUUAUUUAAAAAAACCCAUUUAAGAAAAAUCCUGUUGUCAGUAGCUAUUAAGGACCCUGAUUGAGUCCCUCGAUUUAGAUAAACAUAUAUCCUUGAGCUUGUAUAAAGAAGAACUACAGUGAUUCUUUAUUAAAAAUAAUAGUUGGAUAAUAUAAAUUGAGCUAAAAUUAUUUAAGCGUUUUCAUAUACUCUUCAAAUACAUUUAAUUCUAUACUUUAACACAUAAGAAACUUAGUGUGAAACUUAGAAACUUUCUACGUUGGAAAAAUAGAUAUUCAUAGCACCAUAUUUUUUUUUUUCUUUUUUAAAGAUCAUAAAACUUCAUGAGGAUUCUAGAUUCGAAUAUUUGUUCACUUCAUUUCCUAAUUGGGUUCCCUGAAGGCCUUUUCCUGUCUUGUCCCCCUACCCACAGAUUCCCCCCAAAUUGUGGGGAGGACAACAAAUAAAAUCAUAUGUGUUUGAGUCAUUUUCUAGUUUUCAUCUAGCUGAUCUCAUUUCAUAGAUCCUGAACAAUUUACCAUAGGCUACUAUACUAAUCAUAUUAGACAUGAAACUUUUUUUUUUUUUUUGCUUAUUAACUCUCACUAAUUUAAGGUGUUUUGGAAACAGAAAGGAUUUUCUUUUUCUUUUAAUUAAAAAGCCAUCUUCUGAGUUCUUACUGUCUCUACAUUUUAGGUGUUUGCUGGUAUUAUUUGUCAGUGAAUUGUAACUGGCAUGUCUGAGCUCUUGGCUCUACUGCAAAGUCUGUUGGCAUCACGUGUUAGUAAAUUCCAAACCCCAGCACAGAAAUGUGAAUUCAAAUCUUGCUGGGUUAGUGUACAGUAAACUAUACCUACAGAUUUUCUUUACUAGGAAGAAGACAAAGCUGCUGGUAAAGGAUUAGCUCAUUUUGAAGAAAAAAGAGGGAAACAAACACAAAGACCUCAAUGCAGUGUACAAAUAACAUUUUGUUCAACUACCUCUUAAUGUGGAAUUAGCUAGUUUAAUAGUUUCCUCACAGUAAUGUUAAAUAGUAACUGCCAAAUUUGUUAGUUUCCCAUCUGUCUUAGAAAGGCUUUAAGAUUAUUUUAUAGUUUUGAGAACUUGGAAGCCACUUUUUUUUUUAACUUUGCAUUUGCAUAAAAAUGUUUAGCUUUUAAGUGGAGAGCAGAUUAUGAUCAUAUAUUUUGAUAUUCAAGACCUGUUUGACUAUAGCAAUUUUUUUUUAAUGCACUUUGGCUAUAAAACCAUGGAUGAUUUGAUCCAUAAGAUUUAAAUGUGCCAUCAAUUUAGUAUUCCUAGACAUGAACUUGAUGAAUGGUAUUCUGUAAUUAUAAUGUGCCACACAUCGUGUCUUAAUCGCCCUUUGCCUGAAUUUUAAUGAUCAAUUUGUUAUUGUUGCAGAUGUGAAUAUUGUGCAUAAACUUACUAAAUUUAUGUAAAAUUGUAUAAAAAAGAAUUGGAAAUAGGUAAGUUCUGUGUAGAAGUAAUGAAUUUAUUGUAACAUGAUGCAGUUAUGUAUAUGACAUUCUGUACUUCUUUGAACUGGAUCAUAUAUUCAUAGUUUCUAUAGAAACUUUUGCAUGAAUAUUUUCUCAUUUAGGUUUUGGAUUCAUUAUUUGUAUUGUGUUUACUACUUGUGAUCAUGUAGUUGUGCCUUAUUUUGUGAGAGAGUUUAGCUCAGUAAAUACUGUAAUUUCUAAACUCAGUGAGUGGAUGGUUAUUGAUUAUAAAUGUAACUGAUAAAUUACACAACAGCAUUUAAAUCUGUAUAAAGAACAAUGGAAGGAUCCUUAUUGAAUUGUUGCUUUUGUUUUUUUUUUUAAUUUGUUAAAGAUGAUAUUAAAAAACCAUUUCUUUCUAGUAGA
Leptonychotes weddellii (Weddell seal) is the source of this 4265-nucleotide messenger RNA. The record is from RefSeq and is a predicted model, not a curated record. Lineage: Eukaryota; Metazoa; Chordata; Mammalia; Carnivora; Phocidae.